Messenger RNA from Monoraphidium neglectum, 345 nucleotides. RefSeq lists its product as hypothetical. The record is from RefSeq and is a predicted model, not a curated record. The annotation marks the transcript as partial. Lineage: Eukaryota; Viridiplantae; Chlorophyta; Chlorophyceae; Sphaeropleales; Selenastraceae. The transcript has a single exon.
AUGGUGCCGGCCGCAUCAGCCGCGCAGUCGGACGUGCCGUCGACGCUGCCCCCGGUGCUCGCCGCUCCUGCGCUAGACGCAUCCGGGGGGGCUGCGCCAGUGGAGAUACGGCGGCAGCAAGACCAGCGGCUGGGUCGUGACAACAUCGAUGCGCCCGCCACAGGCAUCUCGGCGGCGGCCAAGGCCCUGGCCCCGGUUUCGGCGGCGCCCGCACCCGACUUGGCCGGGCCUGCCCCCCAGCCUGCGGCGGAGCCCGCCAGAGCAGUCGCGGCCUCGGCCGCGCCCAUGCUGACACGGAAACCAAAGAAAGCCAAGCCGUCGGGCCCGGGGCCCCUGGGCUGGGCG